CGGUGACACUCGAUCCGUAUACUCGCCCCAUCAACCCUUCUCGUAAUACUUACGUUUACUUUCUCAAGGUUCCGUUCAAGUGCCUUUCGAGCGAUUUCUAUCUUCCCGGUGUCUCACUCUUGACCGGUAUUUAGGAAGGUCACGACCUCAGGGGUUUGUCGCGAGAUACGCGACCACGCAUGCGCGACCCGCGGGCGAAAGUAUUUAAAGAGGUGGUACGCGUCGUCGGGAAGGCCACUCUUCCCCGGACUGUCACGAAUCGCGCAACUACCCCCCCCCACUCUCCUCCCCCCCUUCCGAGGCAAACGAGCACGCGUUCCCGGACGGAGAGGCGGAAAGAUCGGCUCUUUUGGUCCCUUCUUGCCAUUCCCCCCCCUUUUCUGCGAUUGCCUUUACCUCGUAGUCCCCUUCUUUAGGAUCACUCGUCCUCCGCGUCUCCCCCCCCCCCCCCCCGAAGAUCGUCGGUGUGACAUUGGUUCACUUAAUAAACCCACCGAACUGUCUUCGCAGAUUCGAUUUGGCGACGUCGAACGCGUCGGACCGGUUACAACACAGAAGAAAUCAUCGUCGUCGAACGACUGGACUUUUGGAUAAUCGAGGACUCGUCUGACACUUCGGUUUGAUAAACUAUCUUCUGAAAAAAUAGGAUGUCGUCCAAUCCGUUAACUCUUGUGCGAGAUUCAAUACGUGUAAAUAUGGAGGAGACGGACGUUCAGCAGGAGUCUAGAGACAAAGUAGGCAGUUUGAUCUUUUCACCGCCGCCGAUGAAGAAGUCUGACACGAGGGAUAGUAUUUCUUCCGUGGACAGCGACGUGAGCCUCUCCUUUGACCGGAGAGGCUCCAAGGGCGAGGAGGCUGACCUCUCGGACAGUGGUAGCUCUGACAAUGAGAGGAAGUUGGGUAAUGCAGCGAAAGCACCAGGUUCUGAUCCAGAUUCCGGGGCAGACUCGACGGGGAGCGUUCAGAACGCGUCGAAAGAUGAGAAGCAAGAACCACCAGUCGAUCAGUCGAACUUCGUUCCACCUAGCGACGAUUUGGCGGAGAAGAUAUGUGCCCAAGUCGAGUUCUACUUCUCCGAUGAAAACAUCGUGAAGGAUGCGUUCUUGCUCAAACACGUGAAGAGGAACAAGGAAGGAUACGUGUCCCUGAAGCUCAUCUCGAGCUUCAAGAGGGUGAAACACCUCAGCAGAGACUGGAGGGUGGUUGGUGUUGCGUUGAGCAAGUCGAAGAAGUUACAAGUGAAUCCCCUGGGUACCAAACUACGCAGGCUCGAUCCUCUGCCGCCUUUCGAUCAGACCACUCCCUCGAGAACAAUUCUGGCUGCGAGACUUCCGGUGGACAAACUGUCGGUGGAGUCUGUGGCGGAAAUCUUUCGACCAUGCGGGGAUAUCGCUCUUAUCAGAGUUCUUCGACCUGGCCAUCCCGCACCAGCUGAGGUGCGACAAGCAAUUGCUAAAAGACCAGAGCUGGCUGCCAGCGACGAAUGCGCAAUGGUAGAGUUCACAGAUUCUGCGUCAGCUCGUGUCGCUUUACAAAUGACCACGGGCGACGCGAAGAUAUUCGAGCUGCAACAGACCGGCGAGAAGAAGAAGAAACAACAACCGGCGAAGAAGAGUACGGUAACGAGACUGGCCAAAGAGGAGAUUUACAAUUCAUCGAGCUGCGCCAGCGGAUCUGAGGCUGAAGACGGAAUAGCCAGACACAAGAAACCUGUUCAUGGUUAUUCGAUGUAUCACGCUUACCCGGGUCACCCCUUUCAAGGACCUCCUUCGCCAGAUGCAUGGCUGCCUCGACGAUUGUCCUCCUGUUCCGUGUCGGGCUCGGAGAAUGGCUUCAUUCUUCGUCGUCUGUCCUCCUGUUCCGGUUCCGGUUCGGAGACAGGAAACUACGGCAGACGUUAUUCCGCCUGUUCGUCUGGCUCCGAGACCGGUUACUGCCAUCCAGUGUAUCCGCCAAGUUACUAUCACCAGGAGAAUCGUCGUUUCUCUUGCUGUUCGAACUCGAGCUCGGAGUGCAACGUCGCCUGUUACCACUCCGGUCGACGCGGAUCCGCGGACUACGGGCCCUUCUUGAGAAGAUUGUCCGCCUGCAGUCGUGAUUCCGGUUUCGACGGUGGCGCCAGGAGACUCUCGUUCUGUUCCCCUGGCGGCGAACAGGGGAACUUCUGUCGACCGAGGAGCAACAGUGGCGUCGCUUUAACGCAUCUGCCUGAGAACGUGACGAGAAUGCCAGCCGGGCCGGACGGCACGCGUGGAUUCGGUCGAAAAAUUAACACCAUCCCGCCAACCAUGGAACCCACAUGCUAAACUAUCGCUAAGACUUUUUAACGACAGACAGACAUAGUGACGUUUCGUGUAGGGUAAUAUACCUCGUGUUGAAAUUAAUUUUGUCAUGGUUAAAACAACGCCAUCUCCGCCAGUUUCUGGAACUAUUCGGAGCCUAAGUGUUAUUAACACUGCAACGCGCGCUGACGAUGCCUCGGGUCACUGAUAAGCUACCCAAGCAGAAACGUAAAAGUGUGUGCGCGUGGGGGCGCUGUUGACGUGAGAUGGAACAGGGUCAACUGGUCGACUCGUCGGUAAGGUAGAUUGGCAGAUCCCUACCAGUCCCUCUGUUGGUAAAAACGGGAAGCUAUGGACUAAUCCCGAUCGAAUCUCAUUACAACAGAUACGCCUGUGAAAAACAAUAAUUAUUUGAUACAAAUAGGAAAGUUGGGACGAAUAUGCCUAAAACUACAAUUUGCUCGAGUUGCACCACAAAAUGAACAAAAUGGCGUUGGUUUCGUAAAUGAUUUCGAUCUCAACGUUUGAAAGUUUAAAUUCAUAUUGUUAAAUAUAAAAAAAGAUCAUAGAAAUGACGGGCAUUCAAAAGAAAACAUGCCUUUUAUAUUUAUUAGUACGAGGUUUAUACAUAAAACGAUGCAAAUAAUUUAAUAAUUCUCUAAUUGUGAUAAGCGCCGGUUUUGCGACCAAACUUUACGAAAAUUAUUACUCCCCGUUUAUAUUAAGUAUAAGUGUUGUAUACAAGAAUUUUCGAUCAUGAAGUACUGUGAUAAUAAUGUACAGAUUUCGAAAUACUAUAAGUAGAACAUAACCGUAUUGAGCAAACGUUAGUUCGUAAGAUGU
Molecule: messenger RNA, 3125 nt
Organism: Colletes gigas
Lineage: Eukaryota; Metazoa; Arthropoda; Insecta; Hymenoptera; Colletidae
Gene: Achl
Product: la-related protein 6
Exons: 4
Coding region: 648-2306 (552 amino acids)
Biological process (GO): RNA processing
Cellular component (GO): nucleus
Molecular function (GO): mRNA binding
Source: RefSeq, a predicted model, not a curated record